This is a messenger RNA of Halteromyces radiatus, 895 nucleotides long. RefSeq lists its product as uncharacterized. The record is from RefSeq and is a predicted model, not a curated record. The coding region runs from base 102 to 599 and encodes 165 amino acids. NCBI's taxonomy places the organism in Eukaryota, Fungi, Mucoromycota, Mucoromycetes, Mucorales, Cunninghamellaceae. The transcript has a single exon.
UGACGCCUCUUUUCUCCUAUUUCAUUUCUUUAUAAAUUCAUUCUAUUUUAUAUUCAUUUUUCUUUUUUCUUUCUUUCUUUUUUUUUUCUUUCCAUCAAAUUAUGCAAACAUCAUCAUCCGAAUAUUCAUUAAAAUCUAAAUGGAAUCAACUUGUAAACAAACGAACCGAUUCAUCAUAUACUUGUAAGGAUCAUCGACGACCUUCUCAUUGUAGUGAUCAAUCUGUAUGCUCAAGUACAUCGACUAGUACGUUAGACAAACUUUUAUUGGGAAUUCCUGGAUUAUUUCGACGACGAUGUUCCAAUGCAUCCUCUUCAGAUCAUCUAGAUGAAGAAAAAGAAUCAGAAAAAUUGGAUGAAUUAUAUCAGAGUGCCUUGGAUGAAAUCUCUUAUGCUGAGGAUUCCCAAGGUUCUCGUUAUUACCCUGGUGAUGUCGCGUCUGCAAAAGAAGCCAUGGAUAUCUGCACCAAUGCAUUUAUAGAACUAUUACAACAAGCUCCUGAUCGUCAAACCCAUGAUCAUCUUUAUGCCGCUAUUGCUCCAAGAUUAUGGUCCUUAAGAUCAAGGUUCGAUGCUUUACCUACAAUCAUCAUUGAUUGAUUUCCAACUGUCUUUCUUUAUUCUUUCUUUACUCUUACUCCCCCCCCCCCUUUCUCCUUUCUCCUUCUUUUACUUUGAAACCUCCUCGGGAUUUCAUUCUAUUCUUAACUCAAAAAAAAAAAAAAAAAUCAAACUUGUUUUGUUGUUUGAUUGAUAACAUUUUAGUCUUACAUAUUCUUUCUCUCUAUCUUGAUGAUGAAGAAGAUGAUGAUCUACCUCCAUUUUUAUUCUAGUUCCUCCUACUCACCCUUUUUUCUCCUGAUUUUCUGUAUUAAUAAAAAAAAAAAAAGAAAGAA